Microsporum canis CBS 113480 is the source of this 1254-nucleotide messenger RNA. Its product is annotated as cAMP-dependent protein kinase regulatory subunit. NCBI's taxonomy places the organism in Eukaryota, Fungi, Ascomycota, Eurotiomycetes, Onygenales, Arthrodermataceae. Bases 61 to 1254 code for a protein of 397 amino acids. The record is from RefSeq and is a predicted model, not a curated record. The transcript has a single exon. Gene Ontology annotation, biological process: regulation of protein phosphorylation. Gene Ontology annotation, cellular component: cAMP-dependent protein kinase complex; nucleus. Gene Ontology annotation, molecular function: cAMP-dependent protein kinase regulator activity.
GGAGACAAGGCCAGACAGCAUUGACACGCAAAAGAGAGUCAAAAAGUCGAGACGAGACAGAUGUCUCAAUCGCACUUCGUCACCAACCCGUUCAGCACCAACGGUGGCGGCAGCGUCAACCGCAUCGACGAAGAGGAAGAGAACGUAGCCUCGCCCACAGACCCCGUCAGGCUGGGUGAUAGGGCUGCCAACACCGUCAGACAGCCCCGAAGCACACACACGAACAGCUCAGGACCGGGAUCGGGAGGCAUGUUUGGGUCCAGCGGCCCCUUUGGCGCCAGCCAGGGCGGCUCCUCUUCCGCCAGCGGGUUUCCAAGCAACUACUCGCUGGGCCGUCGUACCUCCGUCUCAGCCGAAUCUCUCAACCCAACCUCUUCCGGCACCGACAGCUGGACCCCCCCGCACCACCCAAAGACCCCGGCCCAGCUCUCCCGCCUGCAGGCCGCGGUCUCGUCCAACUUCCUCUUUGCCCACCUGGACGACGACCAGUUCAAGACCGUGCUCGACGCCCUGGUGGAGAAGCCGGUGCCGGCCAAGGACAUCAAGGUCAUCACCCAGGGCGACGCGGGAGACUUCUUCUACAUCGUCGAAUCGGGCCAUUUUGAUAUCCACAUCCACCCGUCCGGCACCGCCCAGCCAGGCGGACACGCCGGGCUGGGUGCAAAGGUCGCCUCCAUCGGCCCCGGGGGCGCAUUCGGCGAGCUGGCGCUGAUGUACAACGCCCCCCGAGCCGCGACCGUCAUCUCCACGGAGCCGUCUACCCUCUGGGCCCUGGACCGCAUCACCUUCCGCCGUAUACUCAUGGACAGCGCCUUCCAGCGUCGACGCAUGUACGAGGCCUUCCUGGAAGAAGUGCCCCUUCUCUCCUCCCUCAAGCCCUACGAACGCUCCAAGAUAGCAGACGCCCUGGACACCAUCAAGCGCCCCAGCGGGGCCACCAUCAUCGCCGAAGGGGAGCCCGGCGAGUCCUUCUACCUGCUCGAGUCCGGCGAGGCGGUUGCCUACAAGUCUGGCAUCGACGGCCCGGUCAAGGAGUACAGACGAGGCGACUACUUUGGUGAGCUGGCUCUGCUGGAUGACAAGCCCAGACAGGCAACCGUCGUGUCCAAGACGGAGGUGAAGGUCGCCAAACUUGGUCGAGACGGCUUCAAGCGGUUGCUUGGGCCGGUCGAGGAGAUCAUGAGGAGAAAGGACUACGGGACCGCCAGCGCUACCGAGUCGGAGGCGGGCACCAGGGAGAAGGACGGCACUUGA